GACGUGUCUGGUUGCCACCAGUAUGCGAUAACACCUGUGCGUUGGACUCAUUAAAGAUUUAACCAGAGAAGUCACGUGCACACUGAAAAAUGGCUGACAACUGCCAUGCUUAAUGCACGUCUCCAAAACUUUGAAAAAAGGAAGCAAAAUGGAGUUACCUUUGGAUGAGGAGGAUGGCACUUUCACCAACAUUUCUUUGGCAGAUGAUUCAGCAGAGCAUCUCUCAGGAAUAGUCUCUUCAAAAGUGGAAAGAGCCCAUUCUACAAUGAUGAACACCGACAUGGAUGCUGUUGAGGCCGAGAAUCAGGUGGAACUAGAAGAGAAAACACGGCUUAUUAAUCAAGUUUUGGAACUGCAGCACACACUUGAAGAUCUCUCGGCACGAGUAGAUGCUGUUAAGGAAGAAAACUUGAAACUGAAAUCAGAAAACCAAGUUCUUGGACAGUAUAUAGAAAAUCUGAUGUCAGCGUCUAGUGUUUUCCAAACAACUGACACAAAAAGCAAAAGGAAGUAAGGGUUGACUCACAGAUGAUGUCAUUGUAUUGCUGCUGUCUUUUUUUGUUUUAAUUGGCAUAGGCUACAUGAGCUAAAAUACCUUAGUUUGUGGCUUUACUGGAUACCUGAAGAUUAUAAACUUUGGUGAUAAACAGAAUUAAGAACAUUAUCAUGAACAGGAGACAUAAGUUUGUGUAUUGUUAAGAUUAAGCAAUGUGCAAAUGUAGUGUAGAAACUUACUAAACUUUAGUAUUUGUUUGAAAAAUGAGCAUAUCUUGUUAAAAACUGGAUUCAGUUUGUCAGGUUAAACAAAAGCCUGUUGGCGCUCUGAGGUCUUAGGAUAGUGUUCUUGACUAGCAAAAUAAUACAGUUAUAAUAUUGUGUUGAAACCUCAUUGAUAAAAAUAUUCAAAGUCUAAUUGCAUCACCUUUUUCACCUCAGAUAUAUUUCAUUACUGUAUAGUACUGUCCAUAGCUCUGCAAAGCAACUUUAAACAAAAACCUAUAAACCAGUUAAGAAUUUCUAUGAAGUAAUAACGGUAUGACAUU
This is a messenger RNA of Nipponia nippon (crested ibis), 1043 nucleotides long. RefSeq names its product short coiled-coil protein (gene SCOC). Gene Ontology annotation, cellular component: trans-Golgi network. Lineage: Eukaryota; Metazoa; Chordata; Aves; Pelecaniformes; Threskiornithidae. The record is from RefSeq and is a predicted model, not a curated record.